CAUUGGCAGCAGGUACCGGAAGCGGUCGCAAGUUUCCAGCUCUGGCAAAGGUUCUUCUCGAGACGUGCUGAGGUGCAGCGUGCGCGGUUUCCCUCUGGACCGGAGCCGAAAGGAAUUGGGACCGUGGCAGAGAUGGAACGCCACGUGGAAGGCCGCACGGCGAGCUCACUGUUCGCUGGAUUCCGAGCCCUGGGGCUUUUUAGUAAUGAUAUCCCGCACGUGGUGCGGUUCAGUUCGCUGAAGCGCCGGUUCUACGUUACGACCUGCGUGGGCAAGAGCUUCCACACGUAUGACGUUCAGAAACUUAGUCUGGUUGCAGUAAGUAACUCUGUUCCACAGGAUAUCUGCUGUAUGGCAGCUGAUGGGAGGCUAGUUUUCGCUGCUUAUGGGAAUAUUUUUUCUGCAUUUGCCCGUAAUAAAGAGAUAGUACAUACCUUUAAGGGUCAUAAGGCAGAAAUCCAUCUUUUGCAACCUUUUGGGGAUCACAUUAUCUCUGUUGAUACUGACAGCGUUCUUAUUAUUUGGCAUGUAUAUUCAGAAGAAGAAUACCUACAAUUGACUUUCGAUAAAUCAGUUUUUAAAAUUUCUGCGAUUUUGCAUCCAAGUACCUACUUGAACAAAAUACUUCUGGGCAGUGAACAAGGAAGUCUGCAGUUGUGGAAUGUAAAAUCCAAUAAGCUUCUGUAUACAUUUCCAGGAUGGAAGGUUGGAGUGACUGCUCUUCAGCAGGCACCAGCUGUGGAUGUUGUUGCUGUUGGUCUUAUGUCAGGUCAGGUUAUCAUUCACAACAUUAAGUUUGAUGAAACAUUAAUGAAGUUUCGUCAAGACUGGGGACCCAUAACUUCGAUUUCAUUUCGCACAGAUGGUCAUCCAAUAAUGGCAGCUGGAAGCCCAUGUGGCCAUAUUGGACUUUGGGAUCUAGAAGACAAAAAAUUAAUCAAUCAAAUGAGAAAUGCACACUCUACAGCAAUUGCUGGACUGACAUUUCUCCAUAGAGAACCUCUUCUUGUCACAAAUGGUGCUGACAAUGCUCUCAGGAUAUGGAUAUUUGAUGGCCCCACAGGUGAAGGCCGACUUUUGAGAUUCAGAAUGGGCCAUAGUGCUCCUCUUACCAGGAUCAGAUACUAUGGACAAAAUGGACAACAAAUUCUAAGUGCAAGUCAAGAUGGAACUCUUCAGUCAUUUUCCACGGUACAUGAAAAAUUCAAUAAGAGUUUGGGACAUGGAUUAAUUAAUAAAAAGAGACUCAAGCGUAAAGGACUUCAGAAUACCAUGUCAGUAAGACUUCCACCUAUCACAAAGUUUGCAGCUGAGGAAGCUCGAGAGAGUGACUGGGAUGGUAUCAUUGCUUGCCAUCAAGGUAAGCUAUCUUGCUCAACCUGGAAUUAUCAAAGGUCUACAAUAGGUGCUUACUUUCUCAAGCCAAAAGAAUUGAAGAAAGAUGACAUCACUGCAACAGCAGUAGAUAUUACUUCUUGUGGAAACUUUGCCGUGAUUGGUCUUUCAUCAGGAAGCGUAGAUGUGUAUAAUAUGCAGUCCGGGAUACAUCGGGGAAGUUUUGGCAAGGAUCAAGCUCAUAAGGGAUCUAUUAGAGGUGUUGCAGUGGAUGGAUUAAAUCAGUUGACAGUUACAGCUGGUAGUGAAGGAUUACUCAAAUUUUGGAACUUUAAAAACAAAAACUUAAUCCAUUCURUGAGCCUUGAUUCAUCUCCAAAUAUGAUGCUGCUACAUAGGGACAGUGGCAUUCUGGGACUUGCCUUGGAUGACUUCUCCAUUAGUGUUCUGGACAUAGAAACUAGGAAGAUUAUGAGAAUGUUUUCCGGACACCAAGGCCAAAUAAAUGACAUGGCUUUCAGUCCUGAUGGUCGUUGGUUAAUAAGUGCUGCAAUGGAUUGCUCUGUUAGGACUUGGGACCUUCCAUCUGGUUGCCUUGUAGACUGUUUUUUGUUAGACGCAGCUCCUCUCAAUGUUACUAUGUCCCCUACUGGAGACUUUCUAGCCACUUCCCACGUGGACCACCUUGGAAUUUAUUUAUGGUCUAAUAUUUCCCUGUAUUCAGUUGUCUCAUUACGGCCACUUCCUACAGAUUAUGUUCCUUCAGUAGUGAUGCUUCCUGGGACUUGUCAAACCCAAGAUAUAGAUAUAACAGAAGAAAAUGUAGAACCAAGUGACGAAAUGAUAGAGUAUGAUUCACCAGAACAGUUGAAUGAACAAUUGGUGACUCUCUCACUUCUCCCUGAAUCACGGUGGAAGAACCUUCUUAAUCUUGAUGUUAUUAAGAAAAAGAAUAAACCAAAGGAACCACCCAGAGUACCCAAAUCAGCACCAUUUUUUAUUCCAACGGUCCCUGGCCUUGUACCCAGAUAUGCUACACCUGAACAAAAUAAUGAUCCCCASCAGUCUAAAGUUGUAAAUCUUGGGAUCUUGGCUCAAAAGUCAGAUUUCUGCUUGAGACUUGAAGAAGGACUGGUAAAUAAUACCUAUGAAGCCGCUCUCAGCCUUCUGAAAGAAAUGGGCCCAUCAGGAAUUGAAACAGAGCUAAGGAACUUGUCUCCUGACUGUGGUGGAUCUAUAGAAGUCAUGCAGAGUUUCUUGAAAAUGAUCGAGAUGAUGUUGGACAGAAAGCGUGAUUUUGAAUUAGCCCAGGCAUACCUUGCAUUGUUUCUAAAAUUACACCUUAAAAUGCUUCCUACAGAACCAGUACUCCUAGAAGAAAUGACAAAGUUGUCAUCACAAGUGGAAGAAAGCUGGAUUCAUUUACAAUCACUCUUCAAUCAAAGCAUGUGUGUUUUAAAUUAUAUCAAAAGUGCUUUGUUAUAAAAAAAAAAAAAAACCUUAAGUGAUUAAAGAAAGCAAAAAUUUUUAUUAGAUGGGUUCAGUGUGAAAAAAGUGCAGCACUACAUGAAUAGUAAAUAGUAAAUAAUUCAAUACUUUAAAUGCUAAAUACUUUCUUGAAAUAAAAUUUCCCCUACUUUUGUUUGGAAAGCCUUAAGAAUCAGAUAACUUACUUUGAGUUCCUUCAUUUUAGGUACUUUUAUGGCUUUUUGAAUUGUUGUUAUCAGCAUGCGUUUUUUAAUAUGUUACAUAUAAGAGAUACUACAUAUUUAGUGUGAAGUACUGAAUUAAGUUAAAGAUGUCAGUUGUAAGGGAUCUGUAAUAUAGUUAUAAAAAUGC
This is a messenger RNA of Urocitellus parryii (Arctic ground squirrel), 3174 nucleotides long. RefSeq names its product WD repeat domain 36 (gene Wdr36). Gene Ontology annotation, molecular function: protein binding. Gene Ontology annotation, biological process: rRNA processing. The record is from RefSeq and is a predicted model, not a curated record. NCBI's taxonomy places the organism in Eukaryota, Metazoa, Chordata, Mammalia, Rodentia, Sciuridae. Gene Ontology annotation, cellular component: Pwp2p-containing subcomplex of 90S preribosome; small-subunit processome.